Molecule: messenger RNA, 810 nt
Organism: Microstroma glucosiphilum
Lineage: Eukaryota; Fungi; Basidiomycota; Exobasidiomycetes; Microstromatales; Microstromataceae
Exons: 2
Coding region: 171-602 (143 amino acids)
Source: RefSeq, a predicted model, not a curated record
ACCUUGCCGACCAGAUGGAGGCCCGCCGUCUGCGAAACCGCAACAUGCGCGACCGCCGACAGCAGCGACUCAACGAGAAGCGAGCUGCCAUCACUGCCGUGGAGCACGAGGAGGAGAAGAAGUAAAGGAGGAGGGGAAAGAGGCACCAUUGAUGGCGCAGGAAAGGGAUCAUGCAGCGAGUGGGCGUAUUCAUUACUCCCCCUUCUAUACAACCUCGCUUCUGGCUCUUUGUUCUACGCUAUUCACUUUACCAUCCCACUCUUACCUACCUACGACUCUUUGCUCUUCGCUCUCUCUUCUUGUACUUUGUUUCAGCGGCUUCUCUCACCCAUCGAUUGCGUCAUUUGCACUGUCAAAGGUCAAUCACACAGCAUCUCAUUACUACCACGGUGAAGAAAGAAAAAAAGUUUGACCAUCACUUCCGUAUUCGCAGGCAAGCAAGCAACCAACGGACGGACGGGAGAAAGCGAGUGGCACAAACGAGCGAGCGGAUUCUAGCAAGUGCAAGCGAGAUUACAGAUGUUGUAGAUUCAUUGCAAGCUCCAGCUCCAGCUCCAGCUCCAGGACAUGAAAAGGAGGGACGAGAAGAGGAAUGGGGCUAAAAGCACAAGCACAAGCACCAGCACCAGCGCAAAGCCGCGAGCAGAGAGGGACGGGCAUGAGAAAGCAGCUAGGAGGAGCAGGAGGAGAAAGAAGCUUGUAUGGCUCGAGCUGCGGUGCGGUGUGAAUUGGACAGGGCAAAGAGCAGCAAAAGGCGAGAAGUUGAAAGAAUGAAAACGAAGAACUCAAGGCGGAGAAGCGAGAAGAGAA